UUUGAGAGAGAAACGAGGAGAGAACGAGACGGAGGGGGAAAGACGGAGAGAAGAGUCACUGAAAAGUUGGAUUUAAUGACAUUGGCACAUCAAGAAGACACAGCUGAUCCCACUGCAGCAGCGCUUUCCAAACUCUCCUCCUGCCAUGGAUUUGUCAUCCCAGACUUCAGUCUGAGGGCCCAGUGAGGACACGGAGGAGGGAGAGCAGCCGCAAGCUCUGGCUGAAACCAGGAGAAGCAGAGGCGAAAGACGCAGCAAGGCGGAAAGGUGGGGGAGAGGAGCGAGGCGGCCGAUUCUUCUGAGGAGAGGGGAAAGACCAGAGAGGAGGGACGAGCCGACGGGAGAGCGCCGGAGAGUCGGGGAAGGAGGGAGAAGAGUCGGCUGGAUAUGGGGCUCGGUGCGCUUCUGCUCAUCUGUCUGUCCCAGGCGGAGCUGGGGAGAGGCUGGGCUGCCCGGCAGCAGGAAGGAGCACACAGUGGGACGGCUCUGCGGAUGGAUGGGGGUCCAUCCGGCUUCAGCAGGACCAGGAGAGACCAGCAGACCCAGCAGCAAGAGACCCCGAACACAGGAGGAGGAGGAGGAGGAGGAGGAGGAGGAGGAGGAGUAGACAUCGCUCCGCUGCCGGACAACAUGUUCAGAAUCGUGGAGGACACGCACAAGUACUACAGAUGGCAGAGCUUCGGUCCAGCAGACAGACGGACCGAGGACUUGUGGGUGGACCUGAACAACCUGCACAAAAGCCAAGUCCGAAUCCACGGCAUCCUGUCCAACACGCACCGACAGGCGGCGAGGGUGGCGCUUUCCUUCGACUUCCCUUUCUAUGGACACUACUUGAGACAAAUCAUUGUGGCCACCGGGGGCUUCAUCUUCAUGGGAGAGAUCACUCACCGCAUGCUGACCGCCACGCAGUACGUCGCUCCCCUCAUGGCGAACUUCGACCCCAGCUUCUCCAAGAACUCCACAGUGAGAUACUCCGACAACGGCAACCUCUUCGUGGUGCAGUGGGACAAAGUGCGGCUGAAGGACCGAGAAGCCGAAGGGCCGUUCACCUUCCAGGCGGCGCUGCACCGAAACGGCACCAUCGUCUUCAACUACAGAGACGUUCCUGUACCAGUGGAGAAGAUCAAUUCCACCGAGCAUCCGGUGAAAGUGGGCCUGUCGGACGCCUUCAUGGCUUUACUUCCUGCUGCGCAGCUCUCAGAUGCGAGGCGGCGGACCAUUUACGAAUAUCACCGCGUCGAGAUCGACGCCACGAAGAUCGUGAGCAGAUCCGCCUUCGAGUUCACCCUCCUGCCCACGUGUCUGCAGCACACGUCCUGCGACCUCUGCGUUUCGUCCAACCUGACGAGCGGCUGCGGCUGGUGCAACACGCUGCAGCGGUGUUCCGACGGCGUCGACCGCCAUCGACAGGAGUGGCUGGACUACAACUGUCCCGAAGAGGCUAAAGGGACGUGUGAGGACUACAACCCGGUGCUGCCAGAAGAAUCGAUGAGCUCCUUCAACCACUCGUCCCCGCAGACGACUCCGUCCUCAGCCGAGUUCGAGGACCAGCCCGUCACGCGGGAUUUACAGACGGGCCCUCCGGGCCACACGGGGAUCACGGAGAACACGGCCAUCAUCGCAGGCGUGGUGGCUGCUCUGGUCCUGCUCGUCGCUUUGACCCUGCUGGCCGUUUACUACAUCAACACACACCCGACCGUUGCUCCACCCUUCUACCUCAUGCAGCGACGCACCAACAACUACUGGCCCUCCAUGAAGUUCCGGAACCAGGGCUGCCACUCCAGCUACGCCGAGGUGGAGCUCGGAGGCCACGAGAAGGAGGGCUUCAUCGAGGCGGAGCAGUGCUGCUGAGGGUCCCGUACCGGCGGGGGGGAGGAGGAGGAGGAGGGAGGACGCCACCGGCGGAGGAACACGGACUUUCGGGACGCGAGGCGUCCUCACUCCAGCCUGUGGACAGUGUCGACCGGAGCCGCGCUCGUCGCUCUUGCUGUAGGGAAUCAGCCGUGUGAUCCGAGGGGCGGAGGCUCUUAGAGGAGGACGGAGCGAGGAGGAGGUGGGGAUGCGUGACGGUCGAGGAUCAACGCGAGGGGGACGUCAGGGAACGACUCAAACUAGCCUUCAUACUGCAAACCGAUGUACAGCUCAACCCUACGCAUUUGUUUUUAUCAAGUUCAUGGAGUUUUAAAGGCAAACCUUCACUCCAGCAAUGACCGGUUCAUAAAGCGUUAUUCCAGUGUCGACUUCACUACAACAGAUAUUUAGCUCUAUAACUGAUAGCGAUAAUAAUGACCAUAGUGAACUUCUCUGGAGGUUUAUUGUCUGGGAGGAUUUUAGGAAAUCGUCAAGUUGUGAGAACUUUCUUUAUGUUUAAAUGUCUUCUAAUAAAAGAUGGUGGUGAGUGCUGACUUUAAUCUA
Messenger RNA from Salarias fasciatus (jewelled blenny), 2415 nucleotides. RefSeq names its product plexin domain-containing protein 1-like. Bases 388 to 1851 code for a protein of 487 amino acids. The transcript is spliced from 13 exons. The record is from RefSeq and is a predicted model, not a curated record. NCBI's taxonomy places the organism in Eukaryota, Metazoa, Chordata, Actinopteri, Blenniiformes, Blenniidae.